Molecule: messenger RNA, 930 nt
Organism: Neoarius graeffei (lesser salmon catfish)
Lineage: Eukaryota; Metazoa; Chordata; Actinopteri; Siluriformes; Ariidae
Product: potassium channel subfamily K member 16-like
Exons: 5
Coding region: 1-930 (309 amino acids)
Biological process (GO): stabilization of membrane potential; potassium ion transmembrane transport
Cellular component (GO): membrane
Molecular function (GO): potassium ion leak channel activity
Source: RefSeq, a predicted model, not a curated record
AUGGCUCAGCUCCAGGUCACAGGUGUGAGGUUUAGCUGGACCACUGUGCUGGCUCUGUCUCAAUUUAUCUACCUGCUGUUGGGGGCCACUGUUUUCCAACUGCUUGAGAAAGAGACUGAGAGCCAAAAUCGCAACCACUUUCAGAUGGAGAAACUCUAUUUUCUGGCUAAUUACACUUGCCUGGAUGGACCAGCCUUGGAGACGUUUGUAAAGGUGAUUUUAGAUGCAAGAGAAAGUGGGGUGAACCCUUCAGGAAACUCCACUAACCCAAGUAACUGGGAUUUCGGCAGCUCUUUCUUCUUUGCAGGGACAGUUGUCACCACUAUCGGCUAUGGAAAUCUCUCACCCACCACAUACCCAGGGCAGGUUUUCUGUGUGUUUUAUGCCCUAUGUGGGAUCCCCCUUAAUCUCACCUUCCUCAACCAGCUCAGCAAGUGUCUCAGCGUUCAUCUGGGGCACCUGGAGCACAGGAUGAUGUCAAUGUUGCCUCACAAGCAUUAUGUGGAGGUGCUGGUGGUGGUUAUAUUCCUGUUCACGGGCAGUGUGCUAUUCCUGAUCUUCCCGCCGAUGAUCUUCAGCUAUGUGGAGGGCUGGUCAUACGGAGAGGGCUUCUAUUACACCUUCAUAACACUCAGCACUAUCGGCUUUGGAGACUACGUGGUUGGAAAUGGCCAGGACAAGCAAAAUGUCUCUGUGUACCGCUGCCUAGCAGCAGUGUGGAUCAUCUUUGCCCUGGUAUGGCUCGCCCUUCUUCUCAACAUAGGUGCCAGAAUCAUGGAGCAUUUUCUCAGCCUCAAACAGCCCCCCAGCGAUGCAAGAGAUGAGCAAAGGUCUUCAGUAAGGAAGCAGGAGGAGGGUCUGGGUACCCCAGAGAACCAGCCCCAAGAGAAGCAGAAGGAAAAAAGCUUCUUUAAAAUCAGAAUGGUUUAA